This is a messenger RNA of Parastagonospora nodorum SN15, 558 nucleotides long. RefSeq lists its product as hypothetical. Gene Ontology annotation, biological process: glucan catabolic process. NCBI's taxonomy places the organism in Eukaryota, Fungi, Ascomycota, Dothideomycetes, Pleosporales, Phaeosphaeriaceae. Gene Ontology annotation, molecular function: hydrolase activity, hydrolyzing O-glycosyl compounds. The transcript has 2 exons. Bases 1 to 558 code for a protein of 185 amino acids. The record is from RefSeq and is a predicted model, not a curated record.
AUGCCUACAUCGCUUGUCCUCAAGAACAACCAAGCUAUGAUCAAUGCGAUACGUCAGACAGGUGCACAACAAUUGAUCCUUGUACCCGGCAACGGAUUUACAGGCGCACAUCGCUGGCUCAAUUCUACAUGCGGGGAUGCUUCGUUAGAGUGUAAACCUAAUUCCGAAGUCCUAGCAGCCAUUACCGACCCGCUCGACAACUUUGCCUUCGACAUGCACCUCUACUUCGAUAACGAUACCAGCGGCACACAUGAGGAAUGUACACUCGCAGCUCCUACGAACCUCCUUCCUGUCACUACCUGGCUCCAAGAGAACAACUACACCGCCUUCCUGUCAGAAUUUGGGGCAGGGGCGAAUCCGACGUGCUUCAAAACUCUCAACAAUACGAUCACGCACUUGGAAGAUAGCGGCGUCUUCAUUGGAUGGACGUAUUGGUCUGCAGGGCCUCUAUGGGGCGAAUAUUUCCUGAGUGUCGAACCGGGCGUUGGUCCACAGUCAUCUUCUACGUGGCCAGAGAUACUAGAGCCGCAUUACGAAUGGGAGAAACAGGCAGAAUGA